ACUACAUAUUUUUAUUCACAUCUCUACCUCUUAUAUGAAAGGGUUUCUCAUAAAAAUAUAUAAACCUUCAAGAAAUACGGUGAAAUCCAAAAUCAUACCUUUUAACAAUGCUUCGGUCGAUGUAUCAAAGGUCCAAUGCAUUUAGGCUUAUGCUUCCAUCUCGCCGAAUGCAGCAGACUGUUGCGGAAACAGAGAUGAAACAUAUCCCGACUCCAGCUCCACCUGUGAAACAUAUAGUUCAGUCAAGUCCAAACAAAACUGUUGGCAAAUGGUUUCUGGGAUGCAGCGGCAUGGUCUUCGUUGCUGUUGGACUGGGUGGUGUAACAAGGCUAACAGAAUCAGGACUUUCAAUGGUAUCUUGGAACUUGGUGGGUGAACAUAUGCCACGAAAUCGAGACGAGUGGAUAAAAGAGUUUGAGAACUAUCAACAGUAUCCGGAAUUUAAGCUAAAGAAUGCUAAAAUGACUGUGGAUGAGUUUAAAUUUAUUUACAUGAUGGAAUAUAUACACAGAAUGUGGGGCCGCGCAAUUGGAGCGUUUUUCAUAAUUCCUGCAGCAUACUUCUGGAAAAAAGGAUACUUUUGUGCAAAAACUAAGAAAAUGGUGCUUGUGCUAGGAACUCUAAUUGGUCUGCAAGGACUGAUGGGAUGGUAUAUGGUUAAGUCCGGAUUGGAGAACCGAUUUGAUAAUCCAAAUGAUGUGCCUCGCGUUUCUCAGUAUCGAUUAGCUUCACAUUUAGCUGCAGCAUUUGUGCUAUAUUCGCUGUUCUUAUCUAAUGCAAUGUCCAAGUUGAUACCAGCGGAAACAUUGACGUCUGCAGCAAAGCGUGUACCCAAAAUUAAAAUGCUGUCACAUAUGACGAAAGGUAUGGUGUUCCUGACUGCAAUAUCCGGUGCAUUUGUUGCUGGACUGGACGCUGGAUUAGUAUAUAACUCAUUUCCGAAAAUGGGCGAUGACUGGAUACCUGAUGACAUUUUGCAAUUUAAGCCAAUGCUGAAAAAUGUAACAGAAAACCCAACGACGGUGCAAUUUAAUCAUCGUAUCCUGGGCAUCACAACAGUUUCAUUAAUAACAGCCUUAUGGUUGGCAAUGAGACGCCAGAAAUUGCCCAAGCGUGCAAAGUGGGCUAUCAAUGCAGUCGCUGUUAUGGCCUGGACACAAGCCACCUUAGGCGUAACUACAUUACUCAACUAUGUACCUGUGCCUCUGGCUACAGCUCAUCAAUCUGGAUCACUGAUACUCCUAAGCACUGCUGUGUGGCUUUCGCACGAACUUCGUUUUUUGAAAUACAUACCAAAAUAAAUACGAGUAUUGUAAUUUUAUAUUGU
Molecule: messenger RNA, 1327 nt
Organism: Drosophila hydei
Lineage: Eukaryota; Metazoa; Arthropoda; Insecta; Diptera; Drosophilidae
Product: cytochrome c oxidase assembly protein COX15 homolog
Exons: 4
Coding region: 108-1301 (397 amino acids)
Biological process (GO): heme A biosynthetic process
Cellular component (GO): mitochondrial inner membrane
Molecular function (GO): oxidoreductase activity, acting on NAD(P)H, heme protein as acceptor
Source: RefSeq, a predicted model, not a curated record